This is a messenger RNA of Acanthoscelides obtectus, 324 nucleotides long. The record is from the annotation of a GenBank genome assembly. Lineage: Eukaryota; Metazoa; Arthropoda; Insecta; Coleoptera; Chrysomelidae.
AUGGCGAAGCCAAAGGUAGACUUAGAGAAGCGAAGGCAGCAAAAAAGAGAUUGUGAACGCAGACGUAGAGAGAAAGUAAGAAGCAAUCCAGAGCAAUAUGAAAAAGCAAAGCAACAGGAAAGAGAAAGGUAUUAUGAGCGAAAAAAACAAGGCAAAAUUAAGCUUAUUGGGGAAGUGUCCAGAAGGGAGAAAAAAAGAUUAAGAAAAAAGUGGAAAGAAUACAAACGGAGUUAUAAUACAAACAAAAAACAUGUAACCAGAGCUACGCAGAUGCUAAAAAGAAACACUCCUCCGCACACCUACCAGAGAUCUAAACGAAAUUGA